AUGCCGUCCUCACCACGCACGCCGCGACACUCGCGCAACUCGUCGGCCAUCGACAGUAUUCAGGCGUCUCCGCAGGCGCGACGCCUCUCCAAGUCCUCCAUGCAAGAUGAAAGCAGCAUCAUCCACCAGGACUCGCUAGAGCUUCAUAUGCUUGGCGGUGUCACUGCUUCAGGUAAUGGCAUGGGGAACCUGGCGGACGAACUUGCCGAUGCGUUUACCGACUCCGAAGACGGAGAGGACGAUGAAGCCGGAAACGACGAGAAGGAGGGGCUGCCGCGUCAUGGAGAGACGGGCGAGAACACUGAUGGUCAACCCAAUCCGGUCGAUGCUGCAGCGACGGAACGACCCAAAGGCACGACCACAGGCGGCAGCUCGGUAGGUGAUGGUGGCGCGCAAGGCAAGGACGGCACACUUGGCAUACCCUCACCCUACAAACGGGUCCACCAGCGAAAGGGAAGCGAGUACGACGGCAGUGAAUAUGGUUCAGAAUCUGAUCUGGACGCCGCCGGGAUGCCGCCUACGUUGAUAGCCAAGAUCGACGCCGUAGAAUCUCUGGCUAGGCGCGGAACGGGGAGCUUCGGUGGGCCUGCAGACGACGUGUUACAACGAGUCACGGAUGGCCUGCGGGACCUAGGAUCGCAAUCGACGGUGGAGGGGAGUGCCUCGAGGCUGAUAACAGCCCAUACGGCGCUGACUACACACCUUGCCCACCAGACGCGACAGCUUCACAGCCUUACGUACCCGUUGCUGUCGCCUUUGGCGCCUCCGCCAGACGCUGACACCGUAGAUGAUGUCGUUCCACUGCUACUAUCUCUGUCAGACGCCAUGCCCCGACCAUCAACAUCAGCGUUCAACUCGCUCGCAGCGCUUCACUCCGUCACAGCAGAGUUGAUACAGACACUGAGUUAUCUCUCGGACACACUGCACAUGUCGCGCCAAACCACUUCGACUGCGACGCGGAAACUCAAGAGCGCCAAGGAACUGGUGGCCGAGAUGCGACGAGAAGACGAGCUGCGAGAGGAGGGCGAGCUGUGGCUCAGCCGGGGCAACUGGGGGGAGAGGCUACAGAAGAGAGAAUGCGCUGGAGUGUGCGGCGAGGUCAUUGGGGGCUUUGAAGACGUCUGCAACGGCUGGCGACAGCGACUCUUGGCGCAAGCCGAACCAAAGGCGUGA
Molecule: messenger RNA, 1173 nt
Organism: Purpureocillium lilacinum
Lineage: Eukaryota; Fungi; Ascomycota; Sordariomycetes; Hypocreales; Ophiocordycipitaceae
Source: RefSeq, a predicted model, not a curated record